CCAGGAAGCGCGUCGGGCAGUCGGAUACUCUGCUGGAAUGCUUGGGAGAGGGACCAUCCCUUUUGUCCAUUUGCGAGAGAGAGAGAGAGCCAGUGGGGAGGAGGUGAAGGAGAGGAGGAGGAGGAGAGGAGGAGGGGUGGCGAUAGGAGAGAGGAACAGACAUGGCUUCUAAAGAGAUCCCUGCCUCUGGUUUCCUAAGUGUGAGCAAGGAUAUCACAGAAAGCAUCAGGAAGACUUUCGAUAAAUCAUCAAUCAAGUUUGUUUAUGGAAUUAAGCUUGACACCAAAAAUGGCAAAACAGAGGACAGAAUCCUGGUCCUUGCAACAUGGCGUCUCUAUUUCCUGGCACCAAAGAUUCCCGCUAAGGUAGAAACCACGUUCAACUUCUUGGAGAUUCGAGCUUUGAAUUCCCACCCUGAGCACCAGGUUAUUAUCGACACUGACAAGACCAGCUACUCCCUGAGGUUUGAGUCACGCGAAAACCUCAAUCAUGUGGUCAGCCAUAUUAAUUUGGCUCUGUCUCGAAUAUUCAACAACUCCAUUUUUGCCCCUUCCAUCUGUCAUUCAGACAGUGACCUUUCUGAGGGCAGCAGGAAGUAUUCACCCAGCUCAGAGACGUCAGUGGAAACCCAGAGGGCCUGUGGAGGCUUCUCGGAGACAUACGCCGCUCUGUGCGACUAUAAUGGCAUCAGCUGCAAGGAGGAAGUGCAGUGGGAUGUGGACACAAUCUAUCACUCCCAGGACAGCCGAGAGUUUAACCUGAUGGACUUCAGCCACCUGGAGAGCAGGGAUUUGGCGGUGAUUGUUGCAUCGAUGGCAUACAACACCUGGUUCACUAAACUGUACUGCAAAGACCUGCGAAUAGGGUCAGAGGUCACUGAGCAGGUCCUGCACACUGUCAGCAAAUCCUCCAGCCUGGAGGAGAUCACGCUGGAGAACGCUGGGUUGAAAUCAGACUUUCCACACAAGAUGUCAGCUGCUCUUUCAGAGAACCCUGCUUCGGUCAUCCACUCGCUCAACUUGGCCCACAACUCACUGGACAACCAAGGUGUGUCCAACCUAAUUCAGCAGGUGUGUCGCCUCAGCAAGGGACUUCGUCUCCUCAACCUCUCCAAGACCUCGCUCACCUCCAAAGGAGUGGUGUCUCUCUCUCAGGCUCUGUGCUCCAGCGACGAGUACUCCAACUCUCUCCUGCACCUGGACCUGAGCAAGAACCCCGGGGUCCUUUCGGGGGAGGAUGCCUCGGUCAGGACGCAUCUGGAAACAACAACAAACACUGCUCCAUUUAUACGCCACUUUUCCAGCUUAAUAUCUCUUCCUCUUUCUGUCUCCAGAAUUUCUAUCUCUUCCUGUCUCAGCCCAACUGCCUGGUCCAUUUGGAUCUGUCGGGCACAGACUGCUCCGUGGAUUCAGAAAGUGAAGGACACGCUGCCGUUGUUCCGUCAGUUCUUCAGCUCGGCCUUUAGCCUCACUUAUGUCAGCCUGGCAUCUAUGAAGCUGCCCCCCGACGUUCUGAGGGCUCUGCUAACCGGGUUAACCUCCAAUCCUCAUAUCAAUGAUCUACAUCUGGAUAUCAGUGGCUGCGAGCUACGGUCUGCAGGAGCUGCUGUAUUCCAGGAACUCUUCCCCAGAGUCUCUUCCAUCGGCACUCUGGAUAUAUCAGACAACGGUCUGGAUGCAGACCUGCUGACAGUACUGCCGGCCCUCUCCAGACACCCCUCCCUCAAACACCUUUAUCUGGGCAAGAACUUCAACAUCAAAAACAGGGUCCUGGAUGAAGUCCUGCAGAAGCUGGUUUACCUCAUACAGGAGGAGGAAUGUGCCCUGCAGUCUCUGUCCAUGGCCGACUCGCGCCUGCGCUCUCGGGGCACCGUGCUGGUCAACGCCCUGGGCAGCAACACCUGCCUGAGGAAAGUGGACCUGAGCGGGAACAACAUGGACGACAUCGGAGCCAAGAUGCUGAGCAAAGCCCUGCAGAUCAACACCACGCUCAGGAGUGUGACAUGGGAUCGCAACAACACCUCUGCAGGAGGAUUUCUAGAUGUGGCCCGAGCACUUGAACAUAAUUUCACAUUGCAGUACAUGCCUCUACCGCUCAGUGACAUCAGCCAGGCGUACCGCAGCGCCCCCGAGAGGACAGAGCAGGCACUGACCAAGAUCCAGCGCUCUCUGGUGAGGAACAACCAGACCCAGCGCUUCUCUCAGAGACAGGCUCUGCGGCUGCACCAAGGACUGGUCACCAGCACUGCCGAGCAGGUUAUGGAGCGCUUCUGCGUGCGCGUCCAGCAGCAGGUGUGUGUGUUGCGAGGCGCCGGAGAGAUGGAGGAGAUUCAAGCUGCUAAACAAGUGUUAAAAGAGGCCAGGAACUCCCGCGCUCUGUACCCUUCCCUGUGCGAGCUGGCUCAUGUGCUGUCUGUGGACGGGCCAGUGCGGCAGAGACUGGACUCUCUGGCUGGUGAACUCGCCAAAGCUGCGGACAAGGAGCUCCAGGUGAUCGUGGACUCUAUGGUGUCUCUCUGUCGCGAGCUCUGCCCUUUGUCUUCUUCUGCGGCAGAGAGGUUGAGUCCUCCGCUCUCAUCCGUCUCCGAGCGCGUGUCCAUCCCUCGCUCGGCCAUUCGGACCGCUCUGAUGGAACGAGCAGCGCAGGACAUCCACCGAGCCUUGGAAGAAGUGAAGCUGUCGGUGGUUUCCUAUCUCACCAACUCCAUCGUGGACCAGAUCCUGCAGGAGCUCUACGCCACCCAUAAGACCCUGACUCGGCAGGUGUCUCACGUGAAGCACUGGGAGGGGACAUGUAAAGACGGGACAGGCUGGAGGUUCAACAGACACAGAGACUCUCUGGACAUCACAGACGAGGAGCUCAGCACCAGCAUAGACACUAUAGCCAUUAAGAAGCGCAGCUCGAGAACAAGACGAAUACGCCCUGUCUCCACCAGGCUGAGUCUGUGUGACGACUCCAGCUCUUCUCCACCGCCCUCCGUGCCGUCGUAUUCCUCGCCGCUAUCCCGCUCGGCAUCCUGGGAGGGUCUGUCAGAGCUGCCUACGCAGGGUCUGCCUCUCCACCAUGUGACGCGGGUUCGGCCGAGGCCUCCGCGGAGGCACAGAGGAGGCCACGUCCCCGCUGAGACUCAUUGCAGUGAAAACGGAGGAAUAAGCCCUCUUGAUGAUGGACUCCCAGAUUUCUACACUAAAAGAGUGCUCCCCGACAGUCAGCUCUCGUCUCUGCACAAAGCCCACUCGCUGAGGAGGAAGAAGAGGAGAAACAUGCUGGCCAUCUUCGGUUUCCGUAAGAACCGCAACCAAACUUUGUCCAAUCAGGGGCCGGAGUCUGAAGCCGAGGUUUAUGGGGACAGGUGUCACGUUCACACAGGGACAGCCACAGAGAAUGAAUACACGCUCCUUCAGCCGCCGAGAGCCGCUGCCAGAGCUGGAUCCCCGGGCGACGGGGCUGAUGGGAGAAUGAACGAACACCAGGGUAAAAAUGCUCUGGUUUUGAGUCCGCCACCAGUGCCGGGCAUCCCUCACCCGGACAUGGGAGGAAGCAAACACCCCUUUUAUUCUCCCAGAGAGAUAUCUGAAAUGGACUCUGUGUUUGAACAUCCGUUGGAGACAGACCAGUACUGGGUGGACGACAAACACAGGACAACAGACGCGCACGCAGACACGCCGCGGAUAGAAGUGAUGCAGGGUGACCAUCAUGUAGAGAGACAGCAGUUCGAUAGCAAGCUGCAAGAAAGAUCGUUUGGAGAGGCGAGGACAGCCGACAGACAAACAGACAAGUACUGGACUGAGAGUAGACACCCGGACAGACACGUGGACAGACAGUGGACUGUUGACAGACACACCCAGCGGCAGAUUGACAGGAAGAUAGAGAGGCAGUGGAUGGGCGGCAGACAGAUAGACAGGUCGUGGUCAGAGAACAGGCCGACGGACAUACAGGUGGACAACCAGUGGACUGAGAACAGACACGGAAGUAGGAAGACAGAGAGACAAGUGCAGGCGCUUCAUUUGGCUCAAAGGCCGCUGCCCCCAUACCCGUCGGACAGGACCCCCUCGCCGAAGCAGGAAACGGAUCCUCUGAAAAGCGCAGAGGCGGCUGCUACAGACGGGCAUCAGCAGGACACGCUGGGAGACAGACAGAUGGGUCCCGAUGCUGGCGGAGGCUUCACGGAGGGAUGGAGGGGCGGAGGAGGCGGCGGAGGAGGAGGUCGAGCCCCUCCCUGUGCUAAACCCGAACCCCCGCCGCAGAGCAGCAAACCCACCCUGUCCAAACUGAGACAGAGACAUCGGCUCGAGAGCUCAGACGCUCCAAGAGGUACAGAGAAGGAAGCAGAUGUAGACAAGUAUCCUGGAAAGAUGGAAAAGAAGGAGAGAGAAAAAAGAAGAGACUCGGAGGGUCAACCGCCUCCGAUUCCGGAAAAGCCAAAGACGUCCUCGUAUGUGACUUUUCCAAAAGAAUCAGCCAAUGAGAGGAACUUACCGCCUCCUCCUGUGCCGCCUCCUGUCAACAAGCCCGUGCAUGGACUACCAGACAGAGCUGCAAGUCAAGGUGAAGAAGGAUUGCGACCUCAGGCCCCAGUGAAACCACAGAGACACAGAAAGGCCAUGUCUUGUGACGCAGGCACUGACAGGGAAAGCCCUAAUAACGUUGAGAAGCCCCCAAAUCGCAAACCCCCCGUGAAAAAACCUAGACUACCCCAAAACAGAAAUAAGUCACUGGACUUGUCUGACAGCCUCAACUCAGCCUCCGGUCACGGCGAGCUGUUGUGAUGACUGGGAAAUUCACCCGCCCGAUGUCAUGACAACAGCGGAGCAUUUCACCCAACGAGGAAACAAAGAAAACCUUUUUACGAGAAGGGGAGAGCCAGAGCAAAAUUGUCUGACAGACAUCAUAAAGCAUCAGCCACCUGCUUCUGUUGAACACCCUUUAUGAAGUCCCGUCCCUCCCUCUUCACCCUGACGUUGUUUCUGUCUUUGCUUUCCUCUUACAUGAAAACUCCUUUGGUGGCUACAGUAUUUUAACAGUAUUUGCUACUUUAGAAAACCCCAUGGAUCAUUGUCUGUUGUGUCGGUGGACGCUGAGUGGCUUUGCUAGACCGAAAAAAAACAAGUCUUUGUUAGAAUGUCGUUCAUUCCUGACUGCUGAUACAGUUGAUUGCCUUGGUUGACACUUGAAAAUGAGUUGCUUCUUAUCAGAUGAAACUUGAUGAUUUAUAUCUAGUUUUGCUUUCAGGAACUGAAAGGUAAUAUAUUUUAUAGAAGAAAAUAAAUAUUAUGUAUGAGCACCCUCACUGUAUGAAUAAAACACUAAUGGAAAACAACUG
This is a messenger RNA of Etheostoma spectabile (orangethroat darter), 5323 nucleotides long. RefSeq names its product capping protein, Arp2/3 and myosin-I linker protein 3. The transcript is spliced from 38 exons. Gene Ontology annotation, molecular function: protein binding. Gene Ontology annotation, cellular component: lamellipodium; plasma membrane. Gene Ontology annotation, biological process: regulation of Arp2/3 complex-mediated actin nucleation; cell migration. Bases 162 to 4769 code for a protein of 1535 amino acids. The record is from RefSeq and is a predicted model, not a curated record. Lineage: Eukaryota; Metazoa; Chordata; Actinopteri; Perciformes; Percidae.